This is a messenger RNA of Juglans microcarpa x Juglans regia, 932 nucleotides long. RefSeq lists its product as uncharacterized. Lineage: Eukaryota; Viridiplantae; Streptophyta; Magnoliopsida; Fagales; Juglandaceae. Bases 413 to 883 code for a protein of 156 amino acids. The record is from RefSeq and is a predicted model, not a curated record. The transcript has 3 exons.
GUUAGAAAAGGAAACAACGUCCAAAUACAUUGAACCCCCCCGCAGUUUGCUUUUGGUUUAUAAACCUCAGAGACUCGGAGCCUAACCGUUCUUCCCGAGUGAGGGAGAGUCGCGGAGGCAUAAAGAUUGAUGCGCCGGGCCAGGUUCUUGUUGUUGUCCUUGAUCGUCUGACUCUGUGGUGUUUGGACUCUUGAAACUUUUUAUUUGUACGUACGUUGGUAGAUUUGCGGGAAGAAGCGUGUGAUAUUUGAUGGUGUUCUUGAAUAUAACCGGCUAUCGUAAGACAUUAAGAGCGCGGUUCUUUGUUCGGUUUUUCUCUGCUGGGCAGUCCAAAGCUACCGCAGCGUCUGACACUUGUUGAUUCCCCUUGCGGUCGAAAUAUGUUUAGUUUUCUGAUUGAAGUCGGAUAGGAAUGAGAUUUGCGGAAUUUCCGGAUAUUUCGCUUGCUAUUUCUUUUUUCCCAAUGAGUUCCUGUAUUUGGUGGCGUGGCCGAUGCUAUUAUAGACAGAACAGGCGUUUAUGGUUUAUUGCAUGCAUUCCAACAUUUGAUGAAAGAUCCGUGAGAAACGCCAUUUGUUUUUUCAAGAAGGCAAACGAUUCUCUCGAUAACAGUGGAUUUCUCUGCUUUGUGGGUUCUCAUGUAUGUUUAGUCAGCACUCUUGCUUUUUUCUCUACAUUCAUUUUUCAAAUAUUUUAUUUUCAUCUACUGUCGCUUUUAACUGGGGAUGAGAUCGUAUUGCAGCGCCACCAGUGCUACCGGUUUAGCAAUUUCAACCAGGUUAUCUACGAGCUUAAUUAUUCUUUAUAUAUACUGCAUCUGUUUUUUGUAUCUCAUGUUAGUGUGCUUAGGUUUUCAGCCAUCAAGUGUACAAUGCAAAUGUAAGGUGCUUGUACAAUGUAAGGUGCUUGUGCAUUCUGUGCUUAGCUUGCUA